Arachis ipaensis is the source of this 2440-nucleotide messenger RNA. NCBI's taxonomy places the organism in Eukaryota, Viridiplantae, Streptophyta, Magnoliopsida, Fabales, Fabaceae. The record is from RefSeq and is a predicted model, not a curated record.
AACAUGACCCGUUCCUUUUUUUUUCUUUUCUUUUCUUUUCCUUUCCUUCUUCAUAAGCAACUUACAUUCAUUUCCCAUUCUCUCUCUCUCUCUCUCUCGUCAAUACUCUUCUCAAUCUCUUCAACUUCAACAAUAACCAUUCAUUUCUUUAAUUAUUGUUAUUAUUAUUAUAUUAUCACCGAUGGGGAAGCCGACAGGGAAGAAGCAUCAGCAUCAGAAUCAGCAGAAUCCUCCCUCGGCGACUUCACGGGCCGCCGGCCCAACUUCCAAGCCCACGCCGAAGCCCAAACCUGCCGCCUUCGACGAAGACACAGCGAUGUUCAUAACCAUGUCUCAGGAGCUUCGUGAAGAAGGCAACCGCCUCUUCCAAAAGCAGGACCACGAGGGAGCCAUGUUAAAGUACGAAAAAGCCCUCAAUCUUCUCCCACGCAACCACAUCGACGUCGCAAACCUCCGCACCAGCAUGGCCCGAUGCUACACGCGCCUCGGCCUCGGCGAGUACCCACGCGCCAUCCACCAGUGUAACCUCGCUCUUCAGGUCUCACCUAAGUACACUAGGGCUGUGUUGAAGCGUGCCAAGUGCUAUCAGGCUUUGAAUCGGUUGGACUUGGCGUUGAGGGAUGUUCGGGCUGUGUUGGGCCUCGAGCCCAAUAACCUUGCCGCCUUGGAGUUCAUGGAGGGAUUGAGGAAGGUCAUGGAAGAGAAAGGGUUGGUUCUUGAGGAAGAAGAGGAGGUAGAUUUUGAUUCUGGUGGUGGUGCCAAGGAGACGCCUGCUACGUGUUUGAAGAAAGGUUGUUGAGGAGAGUGCGGAUGGUGAUGCCGUGCAGGACAAGGAAGUGGUUAGCAGGAUGGUUGAGGUUGAGGAAGAGAAGGUUGUGAAAGAGGAGAAGCUGGUUGAGGAAGAAAAGGUUGUGAAAGAGGAGAGGCUUGUGGAGGAAGAAAAGGGCGUCGCAAGGACGGUGAAGUUGGUGUUUGGAGAGGAUAUUAGAUGGGCACAGCUUCCUGCCAAUUGUAGUGUGAGGUUGGUGAGGGAUAUAGUUAGGGAUCGGUUUCCGGGUUUGAAGGGUGUUCUUGUGAAGUAUAGGGAUGAGGAGGGUGAUUUGGUUACGAUUACUACCACUGAUGAGCUGAGGUUAGCUGAAUCUGCUGUUCAUGAGAAUGGCUCAAUUCGGUUUUAUAUUAGUGAGGUUGAUUUGGACCAAGAGCCUUGUUAUGAUCGAGUAACCAAUGAGGGUGACACCCAAGAAGACGGUAGUAAGAGGAAUCUGGGCGAUGGUGUUCAGAAUGGGGGUGUGGGACAAGAUACGGUUUUGGAAAAUAAUAAUAACAAGAUGACUGUUAUGGAGGAAUGGAUUUUGCAGUUUGCACGGCUGUUCAAGAACCAUGUUGGGUUUGAUUCAGAUUCUUAUCUAGAUUUUCAUGAGCUGGCAAUGAGUCUCUAUGCAGAGGCAAUGGAGGAUACGGUAACAGGCGAUGAAGCUCAAGAAUUAUUUGAGAUUGCUGCAGACAAAUUUCAAGAGAUGUCAGCGUUGGCAAUGUUUAAUUGGGGGAAUGUUCACAUGUCCAAGGCAAGGAACAGGGCUUUCUUUGCAGAGGAUGGGUCAAGAGAACCUUCUUUCGAGCAUGUUAAAGCUGCAUACGAGUGGGCCCUAAAUGAGUACAAGAAAGCUGAGAUGAGGUAUGAGGAGGCCUUGAAGAUCAAACCGGAUUUUUUUGAAGGAUAUCUUGCUCUUGGACAUCAGCAGUUUGAGCAAGCAAGGCUAUGCUGGUGUUAUGCGUUGGCAUGCAAAGUGGAUUUAGAAGCUGGUCCUUCCGAGGAGGUUCUUCAGCUCUACAACAAGGCAGAGGACAGCAUGGAGAAAGGGAUCUUGAUGUGGGAGGAGAUUGAGGAGCAGCGUUUAAAUGGACUAUCCAAAUCCGAUAAAUAUAGAGCACAAUUAGAGAAAAUGGGCAUGGAUAGGCUUCUCAAGGAUAUCUCGUCGGAUGAAGCUUCAAAGAAGGCAACAAAGAUGAAGUCACAAAUAUAUCUUUAUUGGGGUACCCUAUUGUAUGAACGUUCUGUUGUGGAAUAUAAGCUAGGCCUACCAACAUGGGAGGAAUGUUUGGAGGUUGCAGUCGAAAAGUUUGAGCUAGCUGGAGCUUCAGCAACGGAUGUAGCUGUCAUUAUAAAGAAUCACUGCUCUCAUGAAACAGCACUUGAAGGGUUCAAAAUUGAUGAGAUAGUACAGGCAUGGAAUGAAAUGUAUGAUGCUCAAGGCUGGCUGUUUCGUGCUCCAUCAUUUCGACUUGAAGCAUUGUUUCGUCGGCGCAUUCCUAAACUACAUUACAUCUUGGAGCAACUUUAAGUUUUCUUCUUCGGUUUUCUAUUCUUUAGAGGCAUCAUUAGUGCUUCCAUUAUCUUCAUAAUUGUGAAGGCUGCUUCAUCACAUUCUAAGACAGG